GCCUUCAGUCUCGCCUCGUCUGUUGUGGUGCUUUACAAAUUAUUUUCUGAUCGCCUAUUCAGUUUAAUUUCUAGGUCGUCAGAAACGACGCAUAAAAGAUAAUUAAUCGGAUCCUUUUUUGGAAGGAAAGUUUCUAAUAUCGUGAAUUCAAAUAUUUUUCCUCUUUUUCAACAAAUUUGCAGCCCAUUGUGCGUUGAUUAGGAAGCUGGUAUGAUAAUGAAGAUACCAAAUAGUGGAUCCGGUAACGGAUUUUAUGGCCAUGAUAAUGGCGUAAUAUCUUACCUGGAUAAUGUAGAAGCAGAAGCUGACGUUCAAGCAGGAGGUGAUGGAGAUUUUUCGGAGUACAUGUGGAUGGAAAAUGAAGAAGAAUUCGAUAAACAAGUUCUUCAACAACUUGAAGAGGAAGAACUCAUGGAAGAGUGCUUAGAAGCUAUGUUAGAAGAAGAAAGGCAACAGAGAAAUUUAAAUUCUGCAGCUUGGUCGACUGCUACUAGCACUCUUGAAAACAACGGGGCCGAAUUAAGUCAACAACUGAGCAGUCUUAGAGUUCAUGACGACCUUGCGAAACGAAGUACGUUAAAUCCUGACGCAGCAGAAUUUGUGCCGUCGUUUAAGACAACCGUAUCAACGAGUUCGACACCUGAGGUUAAUGCCAAGUCGUCGUAGAGGAGGCCCUCUAAUGUCUGAUUACAGCAAAAAUAAUAUGGGCUGCAGAAAUGUCCGGAAUCCCUGAAGCACAGUUAAACGUUUAUUUUAACUGAAUCUUAUUAUCUUACUAGAUUUUUACAUGCCAACAUGAUGUGCGUACAAAUGAAAGUGUGCAGAAUCUAUAUAAUUUAAGUGAAAUGGUUAACAUCUGGUAGCAUAUGAUUUUGAAAAACUUUAAUAUUUAACUUAAUUGGUUUACGAAAAACCAUAUGCAUUUUUUUGUACAAAGAUAAACAAGACGGUUAACUUAAUCAUAAAGAGUGCAAAUAUGAAAUUUAAUAUUUUUCUCUAGCAUUAACUUUUCCAAAUCUGACGUAACGGUCCAAUCAGUUCGUUUUAAUUUCCUUCAACUAUGCAUAAUAUUUUAGAAUAAUCUAAUUAAAUACGAACUUAUGUUAAGAGUCAAUAUAUUUUUAAGUUUCUCUCCUACUUGAAAAAAAAAUUCAAAUACAAUAUUACAAUUGACAAAAUUUUGAUAAUUGGUAUAUUUUAAGUUAAACGAAUCUUAGUAAUUUUUCAUAUAUCAAACAUGUAAAUUGGAAUUGUUCGAAUGUGGAUUCUGGGUUCUGAUUUGCCUAUUGUUUUAAAUAGACUUAAAAGAUCUCAAACGAAAGUCUAACUCAGGCUGUGAGGGACUCUCUCAGUGGCUCUUUGAAUAUUUAUUGAGUCACUUCAUCGCUUACUUACAUUGUAGAAUAGUUUCUAUAAAAAAAAAAAAAAGAAA
This is a messenger RNA of Leptopilina boulardi, 1432 nucleotides long. It is a transcript of the gene Paip2, whose product is annotated as polyadenylate-binding protein-interacting protein 2B. Gene Ontology annotation, biological process: negative regulation of translational initiation. NCBI's taxonomy places the organism in Eukaryota, Metazoa, Arthropoda, Insecta, Hymenoptera, Figitidae. Gene Ontology annotation, molecular function: mRNA regulatory element binding translation repressor activity. The record is from RefSeq and is a predicted model, not a curated record. The transcript has 4 exons. The coding region runs from base 211 to 666 and encodes 151 amino acids. Gene Ontology annotation, cellular component: cytoplasm.